GAUUCCCACCCGUUCCAGCAGUUGCAGCAACAGUCAAAACACAGUGGGUGUGUCAGUGAUCAAAUCCCGAUGACGACCCAAAUCGCAAGGUUACUCUCCUCUCCUCUCCUCUCCUCUCCUCUCCUCGUCUAGUUCGUUCUCGACCAGCAACUUCAACUUGUAGUUACUGCUGUCCCCAUCCCAUGCAACGCCAUCCAAUUCCACCAUCUAUCUGUUUAUAAACCAGGAAGCAAGCAAAAGCAAGCAAGCAACAGUUCCGCACACCUACGCUCCUGCAGAGUCAUUUGUAUUUGAAGCGCCGAGAGAGAAAUGGAUCCUGAAGCAUUUGCGGUUGUUGGGUUGCGAACCAUGGGGGGACUGGAGGAGCUUUUCGAGGCCUAUGGGAUACGGUACCUCACCGCCUCCAGGAUCGCGGAGAUGGGUUUCACCGCCAACACCCUCCUCGACAUGAAGGAGGAGGAGCUCGACGACAUGAUGAACUCCCUCUCCCACAUCUUCCGCUGGGACCUCCUCGUCGGCGAGCGCUACGGCAUCAAAGCCGCCAUCCGCGCCGAGCGCAGGCGCCUCCUCGAAGCCGACGACCGCCGCCACCACCUCCACUCCACCGACCAUCCCCUCCUCGAUGCUCUCUCUCACCAAGGGCUGUCGGAGGAACAAGUGGUGCAGCACACGGAGAAGGAUCAGGUGGGCGGGGCGGGAAGCGCGGACACGGCGGGGACGACGAGGGGGGUCCAGCAACAGAGGAAGAAGCACCGUCAUCGUCACCGCAUCACCGCCGCGAGGAAAGGAGCGGCCGCGGAAGAGGUCGAGGAGGAGGAGGAGGAAGAGGAGGAGAUGAGGAGGCAGAGGGAGCACCCCUUCAUAGUGACGGAGCCCGGGGAAGUGGCGCGUGGGAAGAAGAACGGCCUGGACUACCUCUUCCAUCUCUACGACCAGUGCCGCGACUUCCUCCUCCAAGUGCAAUCGCUGGCCAAGGAGCGGGGCGAAAAAUGCCCCACCAAGGUGACGAACCAGGUGUUCAGGUACGCGAAGAAGGCGGGAGCAAGCUACAUAAACAAGCCGAAGAUGAGGCACUACGUCCACUGCUACGCCCUGCACUGCCUGGACGAGCACGCCUCCAACGCCCUCCGCAAGAGCUUCAAGGAGCGCGGGGAGAACGUCGGCGCCUGGAGGCAAGCCUGUUACCACCCCCUGGUCACCAUCGCCGGGCGCAGGGCCGGCUGGGACAUCGACGCCAUCUUCAAUGCGCACCCUCGCCUCUGCAUCUGGUACGUCCCCACCAAGCUCCGCCAGCUCUGCCAUGCUCACCGCCACUCCUCCGCCUCUGCUGCUUCCUCUGCUUCCACCUCCACGUCUGCUCCCAACGCUCACCAUCUUGACCUUCCUUACUAG
Messenger RNA from Rhodamnia argentea, 1392 nucleotides. Its product is annotated as leafy/floricaula homolog FL1. The record is from RefSeq and is a predicted model, not a curated record. The coding region runs from base 310 to 1392 and encodes 360 amino acids. Gene Ontology annotation, molecular function: DNA binding. Lineage: Eukaryota; Viridiplantae; Streptophyta; Magnoliopsida; Myrtales; Myrtaceae. The transcript has 3 exons. Gene Ontology annotation, biological process: regulation of DNA-templated transcription.